This is a messenger RNA of Rhododendron vialii, 1435 nucleotides long. RefSeq names its product probable mannitol dehydrogenase. NCBI's taxonomy places the organism in Eukaryota, Viridiplantae, Streptophyta, Magnoliopsida, Ericales, Ericaceae. Gene Ontology annotation, biological process: lignin biosynthetic process. Gene Ontology annotation, molecular function: zinc ion binding; cinnamyl-alcohol dehydrogenase activity. Bases 206 to 1291 code for a protein of 361 amino acids. The transcript has 5 exons. The record is from RefSeq and is a predicted model, not a curated record.
AAUUGAAAAGUUGAUUCCUUGGAGGAGGAGGCAGUACGUAGCCCCUUUGGGCCAGCUCCGCCAUGACGUAACCAACUCCCUCCUCAUGCACAACAUCCUAUAAAUAUAACCAUAAUCCCGCCAAUGUUAAUUUGUACAAGAGCAAUCUUCUCUCUCUCUCUCUCUCUCUCUCUCUCUCUCUCACACACACACACACACAGUAAAGAUGGCCUUAUCACAGGAGCAAGAUGACCAAACCCAGAAAGCACUUGGAUGGGCAGCAAGAGAUUCCUCAGGGAUACUUUCUCCUUUCCAUUUUACUAGAAGGGCUAUAGGUGACGAUGACAUUACAAUGAAGGUCCUUUACUGUGGGAUUUGUCAUUCUGAUUUACACAUGACUAAAAAUGAGUUUGGAUUUUCUGUCUACCCUCUCGUUCCCGGGCAUGAGAUUGUUGGUGUGGUGACUCAAGUAGGGUGCAAAGUACAUAAAUUCAAGGUGGGAGACAAAGCAGCCGUGGGGUGCUUCGUUGGCUCCUGCCGUACAUGCAACAGCUGCCGGGAUGACUUGGAAAACUAUUGCCCUAAAGCCAAUAGCACUUACACCUUUUUCGAAGGCCAACCAAAAAACUAUGGUGGCUUUUCUGAUAUUUUUGUGGUUAACGAGCACUUUGCUGUCCGAUUCCCUGACACUCUACCACCGGAAGGCGGUGCUCCUUUACUUUGUGCUGGAAUUACUGUCUAUAGCCCUAUGAAGUACUUUGGACUCAGUGAGGCAGGGAUGCAUUUGGGAGUGGUUGGGCUUGGUGGACUCGGGCACUUGGCAGUGAAGUUUGCCAAGGCAUUUGGGAUGAAGGUGACUGUGAUCAGUACGUCUCCGAACAAGAAAGAGGAAGCAAUUGAGCAGUUUGGUGCCGACUCUUUUCUAGUUAGCCAUGACACAGAACAAAUGCAGGCUGCCACUAGCACGAUGGAUGGCAUUAUUGAUACGGUCUCUGCACCGCAUCCUCUGAACCCUUUGGUUGAUCUUUUGAACUGUAAUGGGAAGCUGAUACUUUUAGGUGCACCAGAUUUGCAGAAACCGGCAGAGCUGUCAAUUUUCCCUUUGCUUGUUGGGAGGAAGCUUAUUGCUGGAAGCGCUGCAGGAGGGUUGAAGGAGACGCAAGAAAUGUUAGAUUUUGCUGGGAAGCACAACAUUACUGCAGAUGUUGAAGUUAUUCAGAUGGACUAUGUGAACACAGCCAUGAAAAGACUCGCAAAAGGGGACAUCCGUUAUCGAUUUGUCAUUGACAUAGGAAACACCUUGAGAGCUUAGCCAUACUUAGUUUUCUUUGACUUGAAUGAAGAUUUGCCUUACCUAUAUUGUCAGAGUGUGGCUUGUUUUGUUUUCAUUUCUUUUCUUUGAUUGGUUGGUUUUUGUUCCUUUUCAUUGUUGGUGAUAAUCAUAUAUAGUGUGUUA